UGCCUCCCAGGUUCAGUUGAUUCUCUUGCCUCAGCCUCCCGAGUAUCUGGGAUUACAGGCACCUCGCCAUGAUGCCUGGCUAAUUUUUGUAUUUUUAGUAGAGACAGGGUUUCACCAUGUUGGUGAGGCUGGUCUCAAAUGCCUGACCUCAAGUGAUCCGCCUGCCUCAGCCUCCCAAAGUGCUAGGAUUACAGGCAUAAGCCACUGUGCCUGGCCUUAUUUGUCGAUUUUUUAUAUUUCCAUAAUAGAUAGAGUUUUCAGUAAAUAUAUGUGAAUUCCCACCCACUAAAUACCUUACUGAUGACUUUCAUCUGAGCUAAACCACAGUAAAUUAAGACAGAAGAAAUAGUUCCUACCAGGUUUGCUUCAGAUUUUGCAGGGUCAGGAAAUAAGUUAAUGUCUUUCCAAACCCCCACAAAACAUAACACCAAUUAGGGGUGUGCUCCUAAUUACCAAAAUGGAUAAGAUAAGACAACUCUCCUCAGUCAUAAGUGUCAACAAAAUAUGAUGCUCAUAUCAGCCAGAAUGGAAGUUAACUUCCCAUGGGAAACAGUGGCAAGAGGAAUUUAAAAAUAAAAACAAAAACCUACUGGUUGAAGAACCAGGUUGGGGAAAUAAUGAUUACAGUUCUAUUCUCUACUUAUGUGGAAAAACUUGUGAAAAUAAAAGCAGGAAAAGCCUCAGAAACAUCACAACCUGCCUUGGCAUAAUAGCCCAAAACCAUGAUGCUAAAUUUCUAUUCUGUAAUGAGCUGAUGAGGUUUAUCUUCUAAGGAUGGAAGUGAAGAAUGACUCACUCGACAUUUAAAAAUGUAAUAAUGAACCUGACAUUGCUCCACCCAGACCCAUUUCUCAGAUAACCACCAACCUGAGGGCAACUGUCCUCCUACAGGAAUGAACCCAGCAAAGUGAGUUACUAAUUAGAAAAAAUCACCCAAUUAUGCCAACUUGCUGAGACUGGCAAGCCAUGUUUUACUCUAUGUAGGCAGAAUUUCAUUCAGAACACACUUGCGACUUGCCUAUAAAAAGGCAAACAAAACCAUUUAGACGAGAAGGCACUCCAUUCUGGCUUUCACGAAUACAGCUCUGCAACGCGUUUGCCCUGAUACCAUGUCUCUUCGACUUUCCAGUGCAUCCAGGAGGUCCUGUCCUCGUCCCACCACAGGAUCACUCAGAAUCUCUGGUGGGGGAACCAGCUUUGGGGCUGGAAAUUCUUGCGGCAUUUCAGGGAUUGGAAGUGGCUUCUCUUGUGCCUUCGGAGGCAGCUCAUCGGGAGGAAACACAGGGGGAGGUAAUCCCUGUGCUGGCUUCACUGUGAAUGAGGGGGGGCUCCUUUCUGGCAAUGAGAAGGUGACCAUGCAGAACCUCAAUGACCGCCUGGCAUCCUACCUGGACAACGUGCGUGCUCUGGAGGAGGCCAACGCUGACCUGGAGCAGAAGAUCAAGGGCUGGUACGAGAAAUUUGGGCCUGGCUCUUGCCGUGGUCUUGAUCAUGACUAUAGUAGAUAUUUCCCAAUAAUUGAUGACCUUAAAAAUCAGAUCAUCGCAUCCACCACCAGCAACGCUAAUGCUGUUCUGCAGAUUGAUAAUGCCAGGCUUACAGCCGAUGAUUUCAGACUCAAGUAUGAAAAUGAGCUGGCUCUUCACCAGAGUGUAGAGGCUGAUGUCAAUGGGUUACGAAGAGUUUUGGAUGAAAUAACCCUGUGCAGAACAGAUCUGGAGAUUCAGUACGAAACCCUGAGUGAGGAGAUGACUUACCUCAAAAAGAACCAUAAAGAGGAAAUGCAAGUUCUGCAGUGCGCAGCUGGAGGCAACGUGAACGUGGAGAUGAACGCAGCCCCCGGGGUGGACCUCACAGUUCUGCUGAACAACAUGCGAGCUGAGUACGAAGCCCUUGCCGAGCAGAACCGCAGGGACGCAGAGGCCUGGUUCAACGAGAAGAGCGCCUCCCUGAAGCAGCAGAUCUCUGAGGAUGUCGGAGCCACAACCUCAGCCCGGAAUGAGCUGACUGAAAUGAAGCGCACUCUUCAGACCCUGGAAAUUGAACUUCAGUCUCUCUUAGCCACGAAACACUCCCUGGAGUGCUCCUUGACAGAGACCGAGAGCAACUACUGUGCGCAGCUGGCGCAGAUCCAGGCUCAGAUCGGGGCCCUGGAGGAGCAGCUGCACCAGGUCAGAACCGAGACCGAGGGCCAGAAGCUGGAGUAUGAACAGCUCCUGGACAUCAAGCUCCACCUGGAAAAAGAAAUUGAGACCUACUGUCUCCUUAUAGGAGGAGAUGAUGGAGCCUGUAAGUCUGGGGGUUACAAGUCUAAAGAUUAUGGAUCUGGAAAUGUGGGAAGUCAAGUCAAAGACUCAGCCAAAGCCAUAGUGGUUAAGAAAGUUCUUGAGGAGGUAGACCAACGCAGCAAAAUACUUACCACCAGACUCCACUCACUGGAAGAGAAAUCUCAAAGCAAUUAAUUUGAGAUGCAACAGAGAACGUAUGCCACAUACCCCCUGCGAAGAAAAGGCAUUAUGUAUCUGUCCAGAAAAAUGCACAUGUCUAAGAAAAAUGUGUAUCCUGUUGUCUUUCUGUUACUUUCUUUCUGGACAAUCAAUGACAGCAUCUCCUCAUUCAUCUGGAAGAAUGCCACACACAAAUAUGAUGACUCAUUUGAUUAUCCUACAAAAUCUGUUGUCAAUUCUUUGUAUUCAAUAAACCUCUUCUUUAGCAAGUUA
Molecule: messenger RNA, 2720 nt
Organism: Symphalangus syndactylus (siamang)
Lineage: Eukaryota; Metazoa; Chordata; Mammalia; Primates; Hylobatidae
Gene: KRT25
Product: keratin 25
Biological process (GO): hair follicle morphogenesis; intermediate filament organization; epithelial cell differentiation
Cellular component (GO): cytoskeleton
Molecular function (GO): structural molecule activity
Source: RefSeq, a predicted model, not a curated record